Messenger RNA from Nanorana parkeri, 1484 nucleotides. RefSeq names its product 24-hydroxycholesterol 7-alpha-hydroxylase. Gene Ontology annotation, biological process: bile acid biosynthetic process; cholesterol homeostasis. Bases 40 to 1470 code for a protein of 476 amino acids. The transcript is spliced from 12 exons. Lineage: Eukaryota; Metazoa; Chordata; Amphibia; Anura; Dicroglossidae. Gene Ontology annotation, molecular function: heme binding; iron ion binding; oxidoreductase activity, acting on paired donors, with incorporation or reduction of molecular oxygen. The record is from RefSeq and is a predicted model, not a curated record.
GGUGCUGCGCUCCCCGGGGGUGACAGGUGCCGGGGAAGGAUGGCGGAGCUGAUCAUCGAGCUGCGCUCCGCGGUGGGGCUCCUGCUGGGACUCCUGGCCGGGCUGCUGAUAAGACAUCUCCUGACCAGGGCCCCCCGAGGUCUGCCGCCUCCCCCCUGUAUCCGGGGAUGGAUCCCCUGGCUGGGGGCCGCGCUGGAGAUGGGGAAAUCCCCCCUGGAGUUCAUAGAGAGAGCCAGGCAGAAGCAUGGACCAGUCUUUACUAUAAUGGCUGCAGGCAACAGGCUGACCUUUCUCAGUGGGGAUGAAGGAGUGUCUGCCUUCUUCAAAUCCAAGCAAGUGAGCUUUCCUCAGGCUGUGCAAAAACCCGUCCAGCACACAGCGUCCAUUAGUGAGAAAAGCUUCUACAAGUCCCACGAGGAGAUCAUGAAGAUGAUGAUGUUUAGGCUGUCGCAUAACAAACUCGAUGCGUAUAUAACCCGAUUGUACAAUGAGUUUACCUUACAUCUGGACCAGCUGAGCUCUCAGGGCACCGAGGACCUCCACAACCUGGUGAGGCGAGUCAUGUACCCCGCUGUGGUGGACAACCUGUUCGGCAAAGGAGUGUGCCCUACCUCCAAGGACACAAUAAAGGAAUUUGAAGAGCAUUUCCGCACUUUUGAUGAAGGAUUUGAGUACGGCUCGCAGCUCCCAGAGUGGUUUUUCAAAGACUGGUCUCUGUCCAAACAGUGGCUGCUAAAAUUGUUUAAAAACAUUAUCCCUAAAGAGGAAGAAAGUAAUCCGUCUGAAGACAGCGCUAAGACUUUGCUACAUCAUCUGCUGGACACUCUCAAGGGAAAUGACACUUCUAACUACAGUCUAUUACUGCUGUGGGCAUCGCAGGCCAAUGCCAACCCUAUGACAUUUUGGACCCUUGCCUUCAUCAUUUCGGAGCCAGAGGUUUACAGGAAGGCCAUGAGUGAAAUUACUUCUGUAUUUGGUGAAGGAGGUCAGGAUCACUUAUAUAUUACCGCAGCAGAUCUGAAGAAACUCCUGUUUGUGAAAUCCUGCGUCCUGGAGGCCAUACGCCUGAGGUCACCGGGAGCUAUUACCCGGAAAGUGGUAAAACCUUUGAAAGUUUAUAAUUACGAGAUUCCUCCCGGGGACCUGCUGAUGUUGUCUCCGUAUUGGGUUCAUCGGGAACCCAAAUGUUUUCCUGAACCUGAAACGUUUAAACCAGAACGCUGGACGGAGGCGACUCUAGAGAAGAAUGUAUUUCUGGCCGGGUUUAUAGCCUUUGGAGGAGGGAAAUAUCAGUGUCCUGGCAGAUGGUUUGCCUUGAUGGAGAUUCACAUGUUGGUGGUUUUAUUCCUCUACAAAUAUGAGUUCCAGUUACUGGAUUCACUUCCCAAACAGGUACCGAGUAACCUGCACUUAGUGGGCACCCAGCAGCCCGAUGGACCGUGCCGCGUCAUGUAUAAGCUAAGGGAAUAAAUGUGGAGCCCCGG